AUGGCCCACACCACUUUCCUCGUCGUGUCCGUAGUGCUGCUUAGCGUGCAUUCGCCCCGCGACUCGACCUGCAGCCGUCAGUACUGGACCCUGGAGGGCCUCAACGCCAACUGGGCCGGCAAGUACUUCUCGGGGGCCGACAACCGCACAGCUGUGUGCUCGGGGUCUGGCAUCGUGUUCGACCCUGUCACCUACGCCGUGGUCGACACCUUCGCGCUGGCGCCCUUCGAGGUGUCCGAUUACUACGACGAGGCCAAGGGCUGCUACGCCACGCUCGCCCUGGCGACGCACACGCUGCAGGAGGAGUACGGCAGGAUCGAAGACACGACACGCACGUGUCUGGUGCAGUACUCGGUCGAUAGUAAUGGCACGAUGGUGGAGGACACGACCAUCACCGGCGAGCGCUUCAAGACGCCGUGGCCGCUCAUCAACGGACGGCGUUGGGUGGAGCGCGGUACGGGCCGCAUGACCAACCUUGAGUUCAUCUUCUUUCACGGCCCGCGUACCGAGCUCGUGGAGAGCCUCUACUUGAUGUCGGUCGACCCCGAGACCCAAGGCCCGACCCAGAUGCUCAUGGUCAAGUGUGUCACCGCACCUUGA
Molecule: messenger RNA, 600 nt
Organism: Acanthamoeba castellanii str. Neff
Lineage: Eukaryota; Discosea; Longamoebia; Acanthamoebidae
Exons: 2
Coding region: 1-600 (199 amino acids)
Source: RefSeq, a predicted model, not a curated record